AUGGCCUUUCCCGUGACGGAAACCCAUCGGCAAUCAAACCUCUCAAACGACCGACUGAAAAAGAGCAAGCCCAAACCAACCAAUCCUAUAGAGGAAGCCAUUAAAUCAUGGUUCAGCACUGUCCCGUAUGAUCUCUUGGAAGCAAUACAGCAGUCAGCACUACUGUCAACCGCACCGAAGAGAUGGGUAGUGUACCCCCCGAUGCUUCUUCUGCCCUCGGGUAGCUUCGAGGGAAAUGAGUGGAGGGAAUGUCUAUCGCUGGACAUCCGAAAUGCAGAAGAAAAUUUGUGGAUGAGGAUUUUGCAAGAUGUUGGGAAGAGGGAGGGGAAGGGCGUAUUGACACACUUGGCCAUUAACUCGGGCAUUCCUCUUCUCAACGAAAGCCUUGUUAAUGGGACCGGCAAAAUCGGCCCCGAUACUCGCCAGGGAGAGGAAGAAGUAUCUAUAUCAAACCAGGAACAUGCCGCAGAACAUAACAUCCUUCGUACGCCGACUGGUCUCAAAAUCCUCCAUGGUGACUUUGGUCCUUCUUUAUCACCUACCGCACUUCCCGCAAGCCAAGAUUUUGCCUCCGCAUUCUGGGUCAGUACAAGGCAGAAUGGGAUUACACAAACUUGGGCCCCUCGAUACACGAUGUUUAGCCGAGGCAAUAUCAAAGAAAAAGCCCGGAUUCUGGAUUUCCAUGUCAAAUGCCCAGAAGACAGAAAGAGAGGCAAGAAGGAGCUGCAAGGGGAGGCUGCUGUGGACCUGUAUGCUGGAAUUGGCUACUUCGUGUUCAGUUAUGUUAAGAUGGGCAUGGGAAAUGUUGUGGGCUUUGAGAUGAACCCUUGGAGCGUCGAGGGGUUAAGGAGAGGGGCUGUGGCCAACGGAUGGAGCGUUAGAGUCGUACGAAGCGGCGAGGAAUGGCUGCCUGGCGACGAAAGUGUCACCGUAUUUGUCGAGGACAACGCUAUGGCUUUGGGGAGGUUGGACAAGCUCAAACAUACUUGGUUGGGGAAGGUUACACAUAUCAAUUGUGGACUUCUUCCCACCAGCGACCAAAGCUGGGAAACGGCCUUGAGGCUUGUGUCGAACGAUGGCUGGCUCCACCUGCAUGAGAAUGUAGGAGUGAACGAAGUUCAAGCGAGACGAGAGACUAUCGAGGGCAUCCUCCAAGAGUACUUGAGCCACUCAGCAAAAACGGCCGAAGUACAAGCUGAACAUGUUGAAUUAGUCAAGACUUUUGCCCCUGGCGUGUGGCAUUGCGUCUUUGACAUAUUAAUUACAAGGCAGUAA
This is a messenger RNA of Hymenoscyphus albidus, 1275 nucleotides long. The record is from the annotation of a GenBank genome assembly. NCBI's taxonomy places the organism in Eukaryota, Fungi, Ascomycota, Leotiomycetes, Helotiales, Helotiaceae.